AAACAGUUUUGAAGCUGUUUUGGUCAAAAUCCCAGCUCUUAAGUAUUCACACGGUAUGGUUUUGUCGGGUGGAAAAUCCCUGUUUUGCAUCUUGUGUCACUUUCCAUGUUUUUUACACUGCAAGCAAACUGAAGCAAAGCACAUAAAAGAAAAAGCCCAUUUAACCGCUAAUAGUUGAUCCUAAAAACAACACAAAACAUUGGAGUAAAAACUGAGAAAGAAACAAACGAUUAUCAAGAAAAAAGUGGGUGGUUAAUUAGUGGGAAACAAUGAAUUGAAAAGCCAGAUAAAUAGUGGGAAGAUAAUAAAAGAAGAGGGUCUUUGGGGGGCGGGGUGGGGGUGUUUUUAUUAAGUUUUUCAUAAAGCUUAGAAAUUUGCAAAUGUCACAAGAUUUGGAAGAGGUAAAGACGAUAGAGCAAUGGAAAUGGUCCGAAAUGCAAGGCCUUGAACUUGUGUCUGCUUCACCUUCUGACCCUUUUAAAACCAAUCCUUCCACCCCAACUCUUAACUCCUACACACUUAACAGACAAAACUCAACAGCAAAGUCCAGCUGAAGCUCAGGGAAGUGCAGGGGGGUGAGAAGAGAAAUGGAAACUUCAGCGGCUUCUUCUUCAUCUGAGACGAAAAAAGAAGGGAGUAAUAAUGGUAGUGGGGAGAAGCCAGGGGAUGUUCCUUCAGUUGGUUUUGGUGAACUGUUUAGAUUUGCUGAUGGUUUGGAUUAUGUGUUGAUGGGAAUUGGGUCACUUGGAGCUCUCGUACACGGUUGUUCUUUGCCUAUAUUCCUUCGUUUCUUUGCCGAUCUUGUCAAUUCUUUUGGUUCUAAUGCUAAUAACAUGGACAAGAUGAUGCAAGAAGUUUUAAAGUAUGCAUUUUACUUCCUUGUGGUGGGUGCUGCAAUUUGGGCAUCUUCGUGGGCAGAAAUAUCGUGUUGGAUGUGGACUGGAGAGAGGCAAACCACAAAGAUGAGGAUCAAGUACUUAGAAGCAGCUCUGGACCAGGAUAUUAAAUACUUUGACACUGAGGUUAGAACUUCUGAUGUUGUGUUUGCCAUCAACACUGAUGCAGUGAUGGUCCAGGAUGCCAUUAGUGAGAAGUUGGGCAAUUUCAUUCACUACAUGGCAACCUUUGUGUCUGGUUUUGCGGUGGGUUUUACAGCAGUAUGGCAAUUGGCUUUGGUCACACUCGCAGUGGUUCCUCUCAUUGCUGUGAUUGGAGCAAUCCAUACCACCACAUUGGCCAAGCUCUCUGCAAAAAACCAAGAAGCUUUAUCACAAGGAGGGAAUAUUGUGGAACAGACAGUGGUCCAAAUUCGAGUUGUGUUGGCUUUUGUUGGUGAAUCAAGAGCAUUACAAGCCUACUCCUCAGCAUUAAAGGUUGCGCAAAAGAUUGGUUACAAAACUGGAUUUGCAAAGGGAAUGGGAUUAGGGGCAACUUACUUUGUUGUCUUUUGUUGUUAUGCUCUUCUUCUUUGGUACGGAGGUUAUCUGGUUAGGCAUCAUUACACCAAUGGAGGACUUGCCAUUGCCACCAUGUUUGCUGUUAUGAUUGGUGGAUUGGGUUUGGGGCAAUCUGCACCAAGCAUGUCUGCAUUUGUGAAGGCCAAAGUUGCAGCAGCGAAAAUCUUCCGUAUAAUUGAUAACAAACCCGGAAUCGAUAGGAAUAGUGAGUCAGGUUUGGAUUUGGAGUCUGUUACUGGUCUAGUUGAACUGAAAAAUGUGGAUUUUGCAUAUCCAUCAAGGCCAGAUGUAAGGAUCCUUAACAAUUUCUUCCUAACUGUUCCUGCUGGCAAAACCAUAGCUUUGGUAGGAAGCAGUGGUUCGGGUAAAAGUACCGUUGUCUCCCUUAUUGAGAGAUUCUACGAUCCCUCCUUAGGAGAAGUGCUGUUAGAUGGGCACGAUAUAAAGACAUUAAAGCUCAGAUGGUUGAGGCAACAAAUAGGACUUGUGAGCCAAGAGCCUGCUCUCUUUGCCACCACCAUUAAAGAAAAUAUUCUUUUGGGUAGGCCUGAUGCUAACCAAAUCGAGAUCGAAGAAGCUGCCAGAGUGGCCAAUGCACAUUCAUUCAUAGUAAAGCUUCCUGAUGGCUUUGACACUCAGGUUGGGGAGAGAGGACUUCAACUCUCAGGUGGGCAGAAGCAGAGAAUUGCUAUAGCCAGGGCAAUGUUGAAAAACCCGGCAAUCCUACUCUUGGAUGAAGCAACUAGUGCUCUAGAUUCUGAGUCAGAAAAGUUGGUUCAAGAGGCUCUUGAUCGUUUCAUGAUUGGGAGGACAACUCUUGUAAUUGCCCAUCGCCUUUCCACUAUUCGCAAGGCUGAUCUUGUAGCUGUGCUCCAGCAGGGAAGUGUUUCUGAAAUUGGAACACAUGAUGAACUCAUUGCCAAAGGAGAAAAUGGUGCCUAUGCCAAGCUCAUCCGAAUGCAAGAAAUGGCACACGAAACUGCCCUUAACAAUGCUCGAAAAAGUAGUGCAAGGCCUUCUAGUGCCAGGAACUCAGUAAGCUCUCCAAUUAUAGCCCGGAAUUCAUCAUAUGGCAGAUCACCAUAUUCACGAAGGCUUUCUGACUUCUCUACUUUUGAUUUUAGUCUUUCCCUUGAGGCCUCACACCCUAAUUACCGAAUGGAAAAGCUUGCCUUCAAGGUGCAAGCUAGUUCCUUUUGGCGCCUUGCCAAAGUGAAUUCUCCUGAAUGGGUUUAUGCUGUAGUUGGUUCUAUAGGCUCUGUUGUCUGCGGAUCCCUCAGUGCUUUCUUUGCAUAUGUGCUAAGUGCUGUUCUCAGUGUCUACUACAACCCGGACCACGCUUACAUGAGAAGAGAAAUUGGGAAAUACUGCUAUUUGUUAAUUGGGCUUUCGUCCGCUGCUCUUCUCUUUAACACACUGCAGCAUUCCUUUUGGGAUAUCGUGGGAGAAAACCUCACAAAACGUGUGAGAGAGAAGAUGCUGACAGCUGUGCUGAAAAACGAAAUGGCAUGGUUUGAUCAAGAGGAAAAUGAGAGUGCUAGGAUUUCUGCAAGGCUGGCUCUUGAUGCCAACAAUGUCAGAUCAGCUAUAGGAGAUCGCAUUUCAGUGAUUGUGCAGAACACGGCUCUCAUGUUAGUUGCCUGCACUGCCGGCUUUGUUUUGCAGUGGCGCCUUGCCCUUGUCCUAAUUGCAGUCUUCCCUGUGGUUGUAGCAGCAACUGUUUUGCAGAAAAUGUUUAUGAAAGGUUUCUCAGGAGAUUUAGAAGCUGCUCAUGCCAAGGCUACGCAACUAGCUGGGGAGGCUAUUGCCAAUGUAAGAACUGUUGCUGCUUUCAAUUCAGAGAACAAAAUUGUUGGCCUAUUCUCUUCAAGCCUUCAAACUCCACUGAGGCGCUGCUUUUGGAAGGGUCAAAUUGCGGGAAGUGGAUUUGGUGUAGCUCAGUUUUCACUAUAUGCUUCUUAUGCCCUUGGUCUUUGGUAUGCUUCCUGGCUUGUGAAGCAUGGGAUCUCUGAUUUUUCAAAGACAAUCCAAGUCUUUAUGGUUCUCAUGGUUUCCGCCAAUGGUGCAGCUGAAACAUUGACCCUGGCUCCUGACUUCAUCAAGGGAGGUCGAGCCAUGCGGUCGGUCUUUGAUCUUCUCGACCGUAAAACUGAGAUAGAGCCUGAUGACCCUGAUGCCACACAAGUUCCAGACUGCCUUCAGGGAGAAGUUGAACUAAAGCAUAUUGACUUUUCUUAUCCCUCGCGUCCUGAUGUCCCAAUCUUCCGUGACCUUAAUCUUCGUGCCCGAGCUGGAAAAACUCUUGCGCUUGUCGGUCCGAGUGGAUGUGGUAAGAGCUCAGUCAUUGCACUUAUUCAGAGAUUCUAUGAGCCCUCAUCUGGCCGUGUUAUGAUUGAUGGAAAGGACAUCCGGAAGUACAACCUCAAAUCCUUGAGAAAACACAUAGCAAUUGUUCCACAAGAGCCAUGCCUCUUUGCUUCCACCAUUUAUGAAAACAUUGCCUAUGGACAUGAGUCUGCUACUGAGGCUGAAAUCAUUGAGGCAGCUACCCUAGCUAAUGCCCACAAGUUCAUAUCUUCACUGCCCGAAGGUUACAAAACGUUUGUCGGGGAGAGAGGAGUUCAACUUUCUGGAGGCCAAAAACAAAGAAUUGCCAUUGCAAGGGCUCUUGUGAGGAAGGCAGAGCUUAUGCUGCUUGAUGAGGCAACAAGUGCCCUUGAUGCCGAGUCUGAGAGAUCGGUCCAAGAGGCUCUAGACCGUGCCUGCUCUGGGAAAACUACAAUAGUGGUUGCUCAUAGGUUGUCGACAAUUCGGAAUGCUCAUGUCAUUGCAGUGAUAGAUGAUGGGAAAGUUGCAGAGCAAGGAUCCCAUUCAUAUUUACUUAAAAAUUAUCCUGAUGGGUGUUAUGCCCGCAUGAUACAAUUACAAAGGUUUACACAUAGCCAAGUUGUUGGAAUGACAUCCGGCUCAAGUUCUUCAGCUAAACCAAAAGAUGACAAUGAGAGAGAAGCCUAGUGAACUUCUAGAAUUAUAGUAGAAAAGGAGUAUAUCCCAUAUACCCCUUUUAACAUUUUUUUUGGCUGUUUAUUCUGGAUUUAAUGUUUUAAUAUAAUAUAAUAUAAUAUGAUAUAAUAUAUGUGCAUUAUCUUUCUUUUUC
Gossypium raimondii (Peruvian cotton) is the source of this 4614-nucleotide messenger RNA. Its product is annotated as ABC transporter B family member 1. Lineage: Eukaryota; Viridiplantae; Streptophyta; Magnoliopsida; Malvales; Malvaceae. Gene Ontology annotation, cellular component: membrane. The record is from RefSeq and is a predicted model, not a curated record. The transcript is spliced from 10 exons. Gene Ontology annotation, molecular function: ABC-type transporter activity; ATP hydrolysis activity; ATP binding. Gene Ontology annotation, biological process: transmembrane transport. Bases 588 to 4472 code for a protein of 1294 amino acids.